UCAUGCUGCUGCCAGGUCCAGAGUCUCUCAUGGGUCCCUGUACGGCCUCCCAUUGCUGCUGUCUCCAUCGCCACACUCUGCCAUGUGCCACUUUCAGGUCUCCUCACACUGCUGGUGUGUUCCAUUUUUUGUCAUAGGGUGCUGGCAGAUUACGGGCCUCCCAUAGCUGCUGCCAGGCCCCUAAUCUGCCAUGGGCCCCUAUACCCGCCUCCUCAUGCUGCUGCCAAGUCCAGAGUCUCUCAUGGGUCCCUGUACGGCCUCCCAUUGCUGCUGUCUCCAUCGCCACACUCUGCCAUGUGCCACUUUCAGGUCUCCUCACACUGCUGGUGUGUUCCAUUUUUUGUC
Staurois parvus is the source of this 345-nucleotide messenger RNA. NCBI's taxonomy places the organism in Eukaryota, Metazoa, Chordata, Amphibia, Anura, Ranidae. The record is from the annotation of a GenBank genome assembly.